CUCUGCGUGUUCUUGUGUUCUAUCUCUUCUUUCUCUCUUUUUUUCUUAGUAAUAUAAUGUUUUUAAAAACACAAACUGCCAUUUUGGUCAAAACAAACCAACAUCUUUAUGGGAAGAAGAAGAAAAAAUAUGGCAGUGACACAUCAAGAUCUUCUCCCGAGUCCAAGGAGCUCUGAAUUAGGCAGCAAAAUGGGGACUUUUCUUAUGAUUUUGACCGUCAUUUGUGGCCUAUGUUGCUUCAUUCUUUGCCUCAUUGCUGAGUCCACUCGUUCUCAGGUGAUAUGGAUGGGUGUGGAUGAAAAUAAUAAGAAUGGAGGAAAGAGAUGCUCGUACAGUGGCAGCGGGAAGACACCGCUGCUGUGCACGGCGAGCGCAUUUCUGGGGAUGGCGGUGAUGAUGGUGGUGCAACAUUUGUAUGUGUUGAUUGCAGUGAGUAAGUCACCGCCUCCUGCUCUCAUUGCUUGGGAUCCUUCUUUUGCCACCUCCAAAUCUCUAACCUUUCAAGCUGCUUUCUUCUUCGUUUCGACAUGGAUAAGUUUUGCAGUGGGAGAAAUUUUGUUGUUAAUAGGAUUGAGUGUGGAGUCGGGGCAUCUUAACAACUGGUCAAGUCCAAAAGAAAGCUGCUUGGUGAUCAAAGAAGGUUUGUUUUCAGCAGCCGGAGUUUUCCAAUUGGCCACGGUGUUCCUUGCCGCCGGCCUCUACAUGACCGCGGUGCGAGCACAGAGAAUAUUUGAAGAGCAAGAAAAUGUGAGAAGAGAAGUGCUGGAAAGUUACCAUAUCCACAGUUCGCCACCACGGUCGUCAUCGCCGCCGCUACAGCCAAUGCCGCCGAUUGCAAGAGAAGACCCUGUAAUCAGACAUAGCCACCACCAUCAAGAGGCUCCCUUUUUUUCGCUGCUUCAAUCCACUGCCCCUUUCUGUAAACUCUCUGCUUAGAGGGUUUUUUUUUUU
This is a messenger RNA of Benincasa hispida (wax gourd), 951 nucleotides long. Its product is annotated as transmembrane protein, putative (DUF1218). NCBI's taxonomy places the organism in Eukaryota, Viridiplantae, Streptophyta, Magnoliopsida, Cucurbitales, Cucurbitaceae. The record is from RefSeq and is a predicted model, not a curated record.